CCACCCAGCUGGAGGGGGUCACGUGACCGCGUUUGUUGUGUCCGCAACACACUGCACGGCUGCUGCGCUGCAAUGUCGUUAUCAUCAUCUUCAUCGUUAUUAUCGUCCUCGUGAGUGAUAUUUCCCGACGGAACGUAUCCGUGGCGGGGCCGAGCUAAGCGCGAGAGUGUAUUCAAUGCUCUCCGACUGACAGAGACGCUGCUGGAGCCCAGAGAGGGACAGAAAAACGAGUGAAAGGUUGUGAAGCUCUGUGAGUCUGAAAAUGGCCGUGUGGCAGCAGUUUGGAUUGCUUCUGUGGAAGAACUAUAUUCAGCAAAGGCGUCAGAUCCUGGUCACGCUGGUGGAGAUCGCUCUGCCGCUGCUCUUCUCUGCUAUCCUGAUCGUCCUGCGACAGAAGGUGUCCUUCAUCAACUACCCCAAUGCCACGCAGUAUGGCAGCUUCUCGUUGAGCUACCUGCCGUCCACACUGUGUCGCCCGGACCUGCAGCUGGCCUACGUGCCUGCGAACGCCAGCAUGGUGCGGCGGAUCACCGAGGACGUGCAGCAGAGUCUGCACGGCUGCAUCAGGACCGUGCGUGGCUUUGAAACUGAGCAGCAGUUGGAGGAGUUUGUGAAAACGGACCCAAAGUCAGGCAAGAUCUUGGCAGCUAUUGUGUUCGAGCACCAGUUCACACACGAGGACGAGCCGCUUCCUCUGCAGGUCAGCUAUCAUCUGCGCUUCACGUACAGCCCCAGAAACGCCCCGGCGCGCGAGAAGUUUGAGUUCAACCCCAACAGUGAUCUGGACUGGCACACGCUCAGUCUGUUCCCGCUGUUCCAGCUGCCCGGGCCCAGGGAACAACACGAGCCAGACGGGGGCACGCCAGGAUAUUUCCGCGAGGGCUUCCUGCAGGUGCAGCACGCGGUGGACCGGGCCAUCAUGAAGGCCUACAACAGCACGGCGGCGGCGGCGCUCCUCCAGAGAGCCCAAGUGCUGCUGGCUCGCUUCCCUUACCCAGCAUUCAUCUACGACGUCUUCAUCCUGGCCAUCCAGAACCAGCUGCCUCUGCUGCUGGUGCUCAGCUUCACCUACACGUCUCUGAACAUCGUCCGCGCUGUGGUGCAGGAGAAGGAGAGGAAACUGAAGGAGUACAUGCGCAUGAUGGGUCUCAGCAGCUGGUUGCACUGGAGCGCCUGGUUCCUCAUGUUUUUCCUCUUCCUCUCCAUCUCUGUAUUCUUUGUCACCGUGCUUAUCUGCGUCAAGGUGAGUCCUAACGGAGCGGUGUUGAGCUACAGUGACCCCACGCUGGUGUUCGUCUUCCUGCUGGUGUUUGCUGUGUCCACCAUUAACUUCAGCUUCAUGAUCAGCACCUUCUUCUCCAGAGCGAAUGUGGCGGCAGCAGCCGGCGGCUUCAUCUACUUCCUGAGCUACCUGCCGUACGUCUUCCUGUGGCCUCGCUAUGAUCUGCUGUCGCACGCCCAGAAAGUCUCCGCAUGCCUCAUCUCAAACGUGGCCAUGGCCAUGGGAGCCCAGCUGAUCGGCAUGUUCGAGGGCAAAGGGACGGGCAUCCAGUGGCAUAACCUGUUUGAGCCGGUGACGGUGGACGAUGACUUCUCUCUGGCUCAAGUGCUGGGUCUGCUGCUGCUGGACUCUGUGCUGUACGCUCUGGUCACCUGGUACGUGGAAGCCGUGUUUCCAGGAGAAUAUGGAGUCCCUCGUCCCUGGUACUUCUUCAUCCUGCCCUCAUACUGGUGCAGCAGCCCUCGUGUGAGCCUGCUGAAGGAGAAGGAGGACGAGGAGGAGGCCGAGAAGGUGUCGAAGGGUGAAUACUUUGAAGAGGAGCCAGCUGGACUGGACUCGGGGGUCAAGAUCAAACAUUUGGCAAAGGUGUUCAAAGUGGGCAAUAAGACCAAGGAGGCGGUGAGGGAUUUAACUCUCAACAUGUUUGAAGGCCAGAUCACUGUCCUGCUGGGUCACAACGGCGCGGGCAAGACCACCACACUGUCAAUGCUGACUGGCCUUUUCCCGCCCAGCAGUGGUCGUGCGUACAUUAAUGGUUACGACAUAUGUCAGGAUAUGGCUCUGAUCCGCCGGAGCUUGGGCCUGUGUCCGCAGCAUGACGUGCUCUUCGACAACCUCACCGUCCGAGAGCACCUGCUCUUCUACACACAGCUGAAAGGUUAUCCUCGUGAAAAGAUCCCUGAUGAGGUGGACCGUGUCCUGCGGAUCCUGAAUUUGGAGGAUAAGCACCAUGCACGAACCAAAACCCUCUCUGGUGGGAUGAAGAGGAAGCUUUCCAUCGGCAUUGCUUUAAUUGGAGACUCAAAGGUGGUGAUGUUGGACGAGCCCACCUCAGGAAUGGACCCCUCAGCCCGCCGGGCCAUCUGGGACCUGCUGCAGGGCGAGAAGCACGGCCGCACCAUCCUGCUGACCACACACUUCAUGGACGAGGCCGACCUGCUGGGAGAUCGGAUCGCCAUCAUGGCCAGCGGAGAGCUACAAUGCUGCGGCUCGCCGCUCUUCCUCAAGAACAAAUACGGUGCUGGUUACCACAUGGUUAUAGUAAAAGACGCGUUUUGUAAUGUGUCAGAGAUCACCCGUCUAGUGCACAUGUAUGUUCCCGAUGCCACUCUCGAGAGCAGUGCAGGCGCUGAACUCUCGUACAUACUGCCCAAAGAGAGCACCAGCCGGUUUGAGCUGCUGUUUGCUGAGCUGGAGAUGAAUCGAGACGAGCUGGGCAUCGCCAGCUACGGGGCGUCUGUCACCACCAUGGAGGAGGUUUUUCUCAGGGUCGGGAAGCUCGUGGACUCCAGUCUGGAUAUUCAGGCCAUCCAGCUUCCUGCUCUGCAGUACCAGCAUGAACGGCGGUCACAUGACUGGACCAUGGACGACUCCAGCAGCAUCAGUGGAAUGACGGACGUGACGGAUUUCACUGACAGCGGCACGAUGAUCUCAGAGGACGGCUCCAACAUCAAACUCAACAUUGGGGCCAGGCUCUAUAUGCAGCAGUUCUACGCUAUGUUCCUGAAGAGGGCGCUCUACAGCUGGCGCAAUUGGAAAGUGAUGGUGGCUCAGUUUCUGGUGCCGCUCAUUUUCACUGUGUUGGCCCUCGUUGUGGCCCGGGCCCUCCCUGGAAGCCAAAUCACACCCCAGCUCCGUCUGGCACUAAGACAGUAUGGCCCUACUCAUGUACCUGUGGCUGUAGACGUCGGUGCUGGGCCGCUGGCUAGAGCUCUGGCUGAUAUCUAUGCUGCACAGCUGCCUUCCCAGAAUGCCAUUCCUGCCACGAAUAUAACAGAUUUGUCAAAGUAUGUGCUAUAUAAUGCCAUGAGGGAGGGCGGAGCUUUCAAUGAGCACUGCGUGGUGGGGGCGACUUUCAGGGGCCGAUCCAGCAGGAACACUGAGGUCAUCGGCUACUUCAACAAUCAGGGCUAUCACACCCCCGCUACAGCACUCAUGCUGGUAGACAACGCUCUCUACAAGCUACUGGCCGGACCCGACGCCUCCAUCCAGACUGGAAAUUACCCCAUGCCCCGCAACAUGUCCGAGACGGCCCAGAGCCAGCUUUCUGAGAGUCAGACAGGCUUCGCCAUCGCUAUAAACCUCAUGUACGGCAUGGCAUCAUUAGCCAGCACCUUCGCCCUGCUCCUCGUCUCGGAGCGGUCGGUCAAGUCCAAACAUGUGCAGCAGGUCAGCGGGGUCUACCUUUCCAACUUCUGGUUCUCCGCCCUACUGUGGGAUCUCAUCAACUUCCUGUUGCCCUGCCUGCUCAUGCUGGUGGUCUUCCGAGUGUUUUCAGUGAAAGCAUUUGUGGCUGAGAACCACCUGGUGGACGUUCUGCUGUUGCUGCUUCUGUAUGGCUGGGCGGUGAUUCCUCUCAUGUACCUGCUCAGCUUCAUGUUCUCCUCGGCCGCCACCGCUUACACGCGCCUCACUAUCUUCAACAUCCUCAGCGGCACAGCCACCUUCCUCGCGGUCACCAUCAUGACCAUACCUGAGCUCAAGCUGGUAGACCUGUCUCAUCUCCUGGAUAAGAUCUUCCUGAUCUUCCCGAAUUACUGCUUGGGGAUGUCCUUCAGCCAGUUCUAUCAGAACUACGAGAUCCUCACUUUCUGCACCUCCAACUUCUUUGCCGAGUUCAUUUGCAAGGACUUAAACAUCACGUAUCAAGUAAACUACUUCUCCAUGGAUGAGCCUGGAGUGGGUCGCUUCCUGGUGGCCAUGUCCCUGCAGGGUGUUUUCUUCAUCGCCCUGCUUUUCUUCAUCGAGCUCCGGUGCAUCCAUGUGCUAUUCAACCCUAGCUCGGGACCCAAGAAGGUGGGAGAGGAAAGAAAAGUUUUAUUGGUUUGGAUGCUAACAAUCACAGCUGUGGGCGUGUGCUUUUUUUGUCAGAUUUUGGUGUUGGCAGAAGAAGCUCUUCAACCUGAGGACAGAGAUGUUGCGGAGGAGAGAAAGAGAGUUUUGGAGUGCCAGCCAGUGAUUGACUCCAUGGUGGGCAGCCCACUCAUCCUGCAGGAGCUCAGCAAGGUAUAUUCAUGUGGGCAGUCGCUGUUAGCGGUGGACCGCUUGUCUUUGGCCGUCGGGAAGGGCGAGUGCUUUGGUUUGCUGGGAUUUAAUGGAGCAGGGAAGACCACGACGUUCAAAAUGUUGACGGGGGAUGAAAGAAUAUCUUCAGGAGACGCCUUUAUUGACGGCUACAGCGUCCUCCGAGAUGUGAAAAAGGUGCAGCAGAGAAUUGGCUACUGUCCCCAAUUUGACGCGGUGCUAGAUCACAUGACAGGGCGGGAAACCCUGAGCAUGUAUGCCAGACUGAGGGGCAUCCCAGAGAAAUACGUCACAGCCUGUGUAGAAAACGUCCUGCGUUCACUGCUGCUCGAACCUCACGCUGACAAACUUGUCCGCAGCUACAGUGGCGGCAAUAAGAGGAAGUUGAGUGCAGGCAUGGCUCUGAUCGGUGGGCCGCCUGUGAUCUUCCUGGACGAGCCGUCCACUGGCAUGGACCCUGUGGCCAGACGGCUGCUUUGGGAUGCAAUAACACGCACCAGAGAGUCGGGUAAAGCCAUCAUCAUAACCUCACACAGUAUGGAGGAGUGUGAGGCGCUGUGUACUCGACUGGCUGUCAUGGUGAACGGUCAGUUUAAAUGUCUGGGCAGCCCGCAGCACCUGAAGAGCAAGUUUGGGAGCGGUUACACGCUGCUGGCCAAGGUCCACGUGGGCACGGAGAUAGAGGCGAUGGACCUUCAGCUCUUCAAAGACUUCAUUGAGAGCACCUUUCCAGGAAGUUUACUGAAGGAUGAACACCAGGGAAUGGUCCACUAUCACCUGACUGACAAAACUCUGAGCUGGGCACAGGUGUUUGGAGUUUUAGAAGCAGCCAAAGAGAAGUACAGCAUCGAGGACUACUGCGUCAGCCAGAUCUCUCUGGAGCAGGUGUUCCUCAGCUUCGCCCAGUUUCAGCACUGCGCCGAGGCCUGCAGGAAAUGACCCGCUCAAGCACUAAAGGGGCGGAGCUUCACCUGAGGAGUGGGAGGUACAUCCUGGGCAGACUGACUCUCCGUCAGACCACUGGACAUUGCUCAGGUGUCUCUCUUCACACACACAUCUCUGACAUGAUCAUACAUGCGUAACACAGAGACAGGACCACUAACACAAGAUCUCCACCAGGAGUAGGUUUAUUUCAAGUCUGUGUGUGCAUUUGCGAGUUUCAACAGGAAGUUCGUCACACUAUCGGAAACAGUCAUUGAAUUUUAAUCGGUGGGACUCCGCACUGAAAAGAAAGGACGUUUAUUCAUCAUCUGUAAGCGCGAAAGACAGGAUGUCUCGUGUGCACUUGUGUACGAUUGCUGUGUUAUAUAUAAAUGUCUUUUUUUGUUUGGUUCUGCUCAUCUAUUUUUAUUUUGUAUUUUUACUGUGGUCUCAAUGCUUAAGGUAUGUGUGUUUCACCCCUUUUUCUGAUAAAAUAUGCAAAAAGGCCAGAAAUAUCAGAAAUGCAAUGUCUAGAAACAUGGUAUAGCUGCUUCCUUGGGAUUCGCAAUGUUACUGAAUAUAAAUUUUACAAGAACCGUUACUGAAUAUAAAUUUUAGAGAAUAGCUUAAGGUCAUUUGUAGAAUUUAUACAGUUGAUUUAUUCCCUUUAUCUAGGCAUUGAUAUUCAACUGUUUGUUAGAUAUCAAUUUAUCUUCCACAAAAAAAGCUAAUAGUUCCAUGUAAUAGACAGUUUUGCAUAAGUCACUUUAAACAAUUUUCCGCUGCUAAAAAAAAAAAA
Carassius auratus (goldfish) is the source of this 6245-nucleotide messenger RNA. Its product is annotated as ATP-binding cassette sub-family A member 3-like. The record is from RefSeq and is a predicted model, not a curated record. NCBI's taxonomy places the organism in Eukaryota, Metazoa, Chordata, Actinopteri, Cypriniformes, Cyprinidae. The transcript is spliced from 30 exons. Gene Ontology annotation, cellular component: membrane; intracellular membrane-bounded organelle. Gene Ontology annotation, biological process: transmembrane transport; lipid transport. Gene Ontology annotation, molecular function: ABC-type transporter activity; ATP binding; ATP hydrolysis activity. Bases 263 to 5464 code for a protein of 1733 amino acids.